This is a messenger RNA of Coccomyxa subellipsoidea C-169, 1251 nucleotides long. Its product is annotated as DUF829-domain-containing protein. The coding region runs from base 1 to 1251 and encodes 416 amino acids. Lineage: Eukaryota; Viridiplantae; Chlorophyta; Trebouxiophyceae; Coccomyxaceae. The transcript has 11 exons. The record is from RefSeq and is a predicted model, not a curated record.
AUGGCCGACGAGCAGGAGUUUGUGCAGCCGGCGGUAUUCUCGGCACGAGACAUCAACUUAGAUGACAUCGAAGGAGACUCUUUUCAAGGCAUCGUGGUGCUUAUCGGGUGGCUAGGGUGCCGAAAGGAGCAUCUGCAGAAGUACGCCAACUGGUGGCACAAGCAAGGGUGGGAGCCAUUCUUGGUGCUCUACCCAGUCAUCAGGCUCUUGUCGACCUCUUUUGCUGAGUACGUCACGGGAGGCCUCAUCAAAAAGCUGCUUCACCGGCACGCCGAGCUGGUUGGGGCGGGGAAGAGCAACCGGCUGGUGUUUCACACCUUCUCAAACACCGGCUGGGUGUCUUUUGGAGGCAUCCUGGAGUCCUAUGGGGAUGCUCUGCUCCCCCACAUCUGCGGAGCUGUCAUUGACUCAGCCCCCCAGCCCGCUGUAUCGCACACAGUGUUGGCCGCCGGCUCAUUCUCAGCGCUCUUCCCGCGCAGCAGAUACAACAAGAACGACCCCCGGGUCUUUGUCAUCAAGAACUUCCUCAAGAUGGUGGUUCAAGGGGAUAAGAAGCGCCGUCUGAAAGGAGUAGCGAGGCUUCUCUACUGCCUGUCCGAUUUCCCACAGCUCUACAUCUACUCCACUUCAGACCACGUCAUCCCCAGCACCGCUGUCAAGGCCUGGAUCCAGGGGCAGGAGAGCCUGGGCAGGAGGAUUUCGGAGCUGCAGUUUGAGAGGUCCCCGCAUGUGCAGCACAUGCGGCACCACCGGGACCUGUACUGCAGCGCGCUCACCACUUUCCUGGGCGAGCUGCAGCUGCCCAGAGAGAAGCUGGAACAGGCACGUUAUCCUGCAACAUUCCUGCUCUACAAUAUCAAGUGCCUUUCUCAAAAUUUCAGUAUCAGAGCCGGACAGGGAAAGCUGAUGCAGCUGCAGCAGCACUUCCCCCCCUCCCUCAUAAGGAGCAGUAGCCGGAAGGUCCGCAGCACGGGCGAUCUGGUGGGCCUGGAUGGGGAGUUUUCUCCCAUGGGGGUCCCCAGAGGCAUGGCAGAGGCCAUUGCGCCGCUGUUCCCUGAGGACUUGAGUGAGGGGGAGGAGGUGGCAGGCAGCAGCGGCUUAUCAGACAACGAGGCCGGCCUUCAUGCAGCCCUGAGCCUGACUGCAGAAACUUUGGACAACGGGUGGGAAGAUGAGUCUGUGGACUCAGACUGCACCUUAUUCGAAGAUGCCAAGAGCGAGGCCAGCGUGCCACUUCACAGCGUGGCCUGA